This is a messenger RNA of Macrosiphum euphorbiae (potato aphid), 1836 nucleotides long. Lineage: Eukaryota; Metazoa; Arthropoda; Insecta; Hemiptera; Aphididae. The record is from the annotation of a GenBank genome assembly.
AUGGAGUCGAAGGAUGAUUCAAACGGGCUAUGUGAGCCAAAGGGGCUGUUCAUCAAAGACAGGAAACAAGAUCAAGUCGAGCUGAGAUUUAAAAAUCUAUUCUAUACAGUCUCACUUGGAUUUGGAAAAGGGACUAAAGAUGUUCUUAAGAAUAUUAAUGGUAUUUUUGCCCCAAAUCAAUUGGUUGCUAUUAUGGGACCUUCGGGAGCGGGUAAAUCUUCACUUUUGGACGUUCUAUCCGGAUAUAAUUUAAAGGGUGUCCGAGGGAACGUUACUGUAAAUGGCGAAGAACGGCGUUUGGAUAGUUUCCGAAGAUUGUCUUGCUAUAUCCAACAAGAUGAUCGCUUGCAACCGUUGUUAACAGUGAAUGAAAACAUGCACAUUGCCGCGAAUCUUAAGCUCUCUAUGGACAAGACUCAAAAAUAUAAAGACGCUGUGGUGAACGAAAUAUUAUCUACAUUGGGUCUUGACAAAUGUAAGGCCACUAGAACCGCGAGAUUAUCUGGUGGUCAAAAGAAAAGACUUUCAAUAGCUCUAGAACUAAUAAACAAUCCAAUGGUCAUGUUCCUAGAUGAACCAACAACAGGCUUAGACAGUUCUUCAUGUUCUCAAUGUAUAUCACUUCUAAAAUUAUUAGCUCACCAGGGAAGAACUAUAAUAUGUACAAUUCAUCAACCUAGUGCAUCACUAUUCCAGAUGUUUGACCAAGUAUAUAUUCUAUCGCAAGGCACAUGUUUGUACCAAGGAUCUACUGAAAAUGUGAUACCUUAUCUCUCAAAACUUGAACUCCCCUGUCCCCUCUAUCACAAUCCAGCGGAUUUCGUGAUAGAAUUGGCUUGCGGCGAUCAUGGAAACGACAAGAUUGUAAAAAUGGCAAAAGAAAUCGAUAAUGGAAAAUGUUUAACAUGGACAGGAAUUUCUGAUUUGCUAGCCAUCGAUGACGCACCUUUGGGUACACCUAAAAAAAUAUCAAAAGAGGUAGACAUCGAUCAUGAAACUUCUGCUUAUAACCAAUUGAAAUGUUUGUUACAUCGAGGAAUUUUAAAAUGCAAAAGAGAUCCGGAUUUAACUUACCUACGAAUAGGUGUAAAUAUAACAGUAAGUGUAUUAUUAGGUACACUAUUUUUACAAAUUGGCGAUGAUGGCAGCAAAAUUUUUGAUAACUAUAAUUUACUUUUUUCCCUUCUCAUGCAUCACGUUGGAUCAACAUUGAUGUUAAAUAUCAUUAACUUUCCUGCUGAAAUCUCUAUAUUGACAAAAGAACAUUUUAAUAGAUGGUAUUCAUUAAAAUCAUACUAUAUCGCUACGAACAUACUUGAUAUUCCAAUUACGACAAUUGGUUGUGUGAUAUUUUCCGUGAUCAUUUAUUUAAUGACAGGACAACCAUUGGAAUGGAAUAGAUUUAGCAUGUUUACAUUCAUUUGUUGGUUGAUGGUUCUUAUUUCUCAAAGUUUGGGAUUCAUUAUUGGCGCUUGGUUCAGCGUUAUUAACGGUAACUUCGUUGGCCCCAUUAUCGUCGUUAUGUUGAUGGUGUUCAGUGGCUUUGGAGUGAAUCUCCGUGACAUUCCAUAUCUAUUAAAGUGGGGAACGGAAAUAUCAUUCUUGAGAUACGGAUUGGAUGCACUAGUCGCCGCUAUGUAUGAUAAACGUGGCGUUUUGCCAUGUUACACGUUGUAUUGCCAUUACAAAUAUCCAACAAAGUUUUUGGAAGAAGUUGCAAUGACCACUGAUCACUUCAACUACGAUGUGUACGCGUUGCUCAUAACUCUGCUGAUUACUAGAGUAGUUGCAUACUAUUUGCUACGACUUAGAGUCAGAUCCAGAGUGUCAUUAUAA